Molecule: messenger RNA, 1100 nt
Organism: Emericellopsis atlantica
Lineage: Eukaryota; Fungi; Ascomycota; Sordariomycetes; Hypocreales; Bionectriaceae
Exons: 1
Coding region: 219-1100 (293 amino acids)
Source: RefSeq, a predicted model, not a curated record
GGACUAGCAUGCUGUUGUAUUUUAUCCCUGCCAUGUUGGCUCUUGCUCAUCGAAGGAUGUGUAUAAAUGGGCACAGACCCAACUGGCAGGCAAGCAGAGACCAUCCCACUCUCACCUCUACCAAGGACCUCUCUACCUGAUAGUAGCAGUGGCCACUCGAGCGCAUUUCUUCACUCGUCUGGAAAUCGAGAUAACAGACAAUCUAAUCAUCAGACACGAUGGCGCCUGUUUGGUUUAUCACCGCCACAUCAUCAGGCUUCGGCCACGAGAUUGCCCUGUGCGCACUUCGUCGUGGGCACACUGUCAUCGCCACGGCUCGCAACAUCUCACGCAUCCAGGACCUAGCGGAGGCUGGCGCCCAUACAAUGGCAUUCGACGUGACCUCUCCUCUCCCCGAGUUGCAGGAGACCGCCAAGAACGUCUUUGACAAGUUUGGUCGCGUCGACUACCUGGUCAAUGCGGCUGGGUUCAUCCUCGAGGGGGCCCUGGAAGAGUUCAGCCCCGAGGAGAUCCACCGCAUCUUCAACGUCAACGUCUUUGGCAUGAUGACCACAUUCAAGGCCUUUCUCCCGCAUGUGAGGACACAGGAGAUCGGCGAGGGAGGCGCCAGGGCCACCGUCGUGUGCAUCGGCAGCCUCGCCAGCUGGCAGGGCGGUGCCUCGUACGCAGCCUACUCCAUGACCAAGGCAGCAUGCUCGAUGUUGAUGGAGUCUCUCCGCAUCGAGCUGGCCCCGUACAAGAUUACGUCGACUGUCAUCGAGCCAGGGUACUUCCGCACCGGCUUCCUCAGCUCGAACGCGCUCGUGCAGACCAAGGAACGCAUCGAUGCGUACGAAGAUCCUGAAACACCCACGGGAGUGACCAGAGAAGGGUUGCGGCAGGUACAUGGAAAUCAACCAGGGGACGUGAGGAAGGGUGCCGAGGUCGUGGUUCAAGUGCUGACCAGGACGGGUGUGUCGAAGGGAAGGGAAGUUCCCGUUCGCAUCGUGCUGGGGACCGACUGCGAGGCGACGAUCAGGGCGCAGUGCGCCAAGGUGACCAGUUACCUGGAAGAGUGGCAGGAUGUCAUUAGGAGCACUGAUUAUCCAAAGGGGGAGUAG